UGAAUUGACAUUCAAGUGACAUUCGGGAUUUUCAACCUUUUCGCAGCUUCGGAACUCGGGCGGCGACUAAAAUCCGUUUUUCGGCCGAAAAUGUUCUAAAUUUUGCGUCCAAACGCAACGUCCGGUGUGUGCGCAAGUGUCCCGCAGCUGAAGAGUGUGAAAUCGGUCCGCGGGGCGUCGGUUCCGGCGUGGAAAAGUCGAGUUUAAGUUUACCCACUUUCGUUCCGUCUCUUGGGGAAGUUUUGGUAGGUCUGCUUGGAGGUUCCAGGGGACACAUUUCGGCAGCGAAAUGAGAAGUCGCAGCAAUUCCGGGGUCCGGCUGGACUACUACCAGCGGAUCGUGCACCGGUUGAUUAUGUCCCAUCAGCAGCCAGUAACGGGACUUUUUCCUGCAAGUCCGCACAACCAGCAUGCAUGGAUCCGAGACAACGUGUACUGCAUUCUGGCCGUGUGGGGUCUCUCGAUGGCGUACAAAAAGAUCGCCGACCAGGACGAGGAUCGGGCCAAAGCGUACGAACUGGAGCAGUGCUGCGUGAAGCUGAUGCGUGGCCUGCUGAUGGCCAUGAUGAACCAGAAGGACAAGGUCGAGCGCUUCAAGACGACGCAGAAUCCGCUCGAUUCACUGCACGCCAAGUACUCGAGCAAGAACGGCCAGCCCGUGGUGGGCGAUGACGAGUGGGGCCACCUGCAGAUCGAUGCCAUCUCGUUGUACCUGCUGAUCCUGGCCCAGAUGACGGCUUCCGGGCUACAGAUUGUGUUUUCGCUUGACGAAGUUUCGUUCAUUCAGAAUUUGGUGUUUUACAUCGAAUCCGCGUACUGCAUUCCGGAUUACGGCAUCUGGGAACGGGGAGACAAGUCCAACCAUGGCCAGACCGAGCUGAACGCGAGCUCGAUUGGAAUGGCCAAGGCCGCACUGGAAGCGAUGAACGAGCUGGAUUUGUUCGGCGCACGCGGUGGAUCGGGCAGCGUGAUUCACGUACUCGCGGAUGAGGCCCACAAGUGCCAGGCGGUUCUGCAGUCCAUGUUGCCCCGUGAAUCCAACAGCAAGGAGUUGGACGCCGGGCUGUUGUCUGUUAUUGGCUUUCCGGCGUUCGCCUGCGAUGAUCCGCAGUUGAUCGAGUCCACCCAGAAUGCAAUCGUGAACCGUCUUCAGGGACGUUACGGAUGCAAGCGGUUCCUCCGAGACGGUUACAACACUCCCAAGGAGGACAAAACCCGGCUGUACUACGAACGCUGGGAGUUGCGCAUGUUCGAAAACAUCGAAAGCGAGUGGCCACUGUUCUUUUGCUAUCUGAUUCUGAACAAGGCCUUCCAAACGGACAAGGAUUCCGUUUCGGAGUACUCGCAAAAGUUGGAGGAGAUUCUUGUGAAAACGGAGGAGGGUAUCCGGUUGGUUCCGGAACUGUACGCCGUCCCAGGUGAGGUCGUCGGAGCGGAGUAUCAAAAUCCGGGUUCUCAACAGCGAAUGGCCGUGGGACGGUGCCCGUUCUUGUGGGGACAGUCGUUAUACAUCUUGGGAAAGCUGCUGCAGGAGGGUUUCCUGGCCGUUGGCGAGCUAGAUCCACUGAAUCGUCGCCUCGGCGCCCAAAAGAAACCGGACGUCGUCGUCCAAGUGGUCAUCCUGGCCGAGGACAACUACAUCCGUGACAAGCUAGCCGAGCACGGCAUUCACGUCCAAACGAUCGCCGACGUAGCUCCGAUCGAGGUUCAACCGGCGCGUGUCCUCAGUCAUCUCUACACCUACCUCGGCCGCAACAAGAAGCUUGGCCUCAGCGGUCGCAAGUCUCGCGACGUGGGCAUUCUCAGCACCAGCAAGCUGUACUCGCUCAAGGAUCGCAUCUUUGCCUUCACUCCUCAGAUCUUUGACCAUGACGAGUACUACAUGUCCCGCGAUCCGGCCUUGCUGGUCAGCAAUUUUAUGGACAUCCUAGGGUUCCUCAGCAUUAGCUGGCGCCAUCUGCUUGGUCGGCCCACGAUCACACUGACCGCCACUCACUGGCUUAUAGACAACAAUAAAGUGCCGCUGGCGAUGAUCCAAACGAUGAAAAAGCUCAAGUCGGGCUACAUCAACGGCACCCGGGUGAUCCUGGGCAACUUGGGUGACUUUAUCAACACGUCGGCGAUCACGGAUUUGAGUUUCCUGGGUAGCCAGGAGGAUGGAUAUCCGGAUAAAUUGAAUCCCCAGGUGCAGUCCUAUCUGGAGGAACAUUUGCUGCGAUCAUUCACUCAUCGAGCUUCCGUUAGCUCCGUUAGAUCUUCCGGGCUGCGACCGAAGAAUCUGCGCCGCCGGAUGUCCGUCAAGGGUGCCAUCAAGAAGACCCGUUCGAUCAAUGUCGACUCGGAAACCCUCGGCAUGGAGGGCAAUGUCACCGAGCGGCGUCUGUCCCACUCGGUCACUCCGACCUGGCUCGAGCCGAACCAGGAGGGCACGGUCACGUUGGCCAUCUCGCGGGACCCCUCGCCGAACAACCAGCCGCAGCAGGCGGGUGGACCGACGGUAGCCGGUACAGGUCGCUACGAGCAGCGCAUGUCCAUCGACGACGGCAAGAAGCUGCACAUCCAGACGUCGGCCACGACAGCUACGCCGAAGAUCCAGAUUCAACCGCUGCCCCGGCAUCGUCCCGCUACGGAGACCAACUUCGAAAACACCGAGGUGGAGGAGCUGAUCGCGAUGCUGCGCGAGACGGAAAAUCUGGAAGAGCAGGGUGACAUCCUGCAGCACCUGGUGGACACGCAGGGGCUGGACUUUAACACCGAACUCGGUGGCCCUAAUGAUGAUUCCCAAUCCCAAGGCAUGCUGGAGGAGGGUCGCGUCGUGACGGUUCGCGGCCUGCUCAAGGGUCUGUACGAGAAGGCCUGCCAGCAAAAGAUGUGGGGCCUGGUGCGUCACACGGCCGGAAUGCUCGGCAAGCGCGUCGAAGAUUUGGCCAAGGCCGUCACCGAUUUGCUCGUGCGGCAGAAGCAGGUCACCGUCGGAAUGCCGCCCAACAGCGAGUACACCAUAACGGCUCCGCUUCCGGAAGCGGAACUCCGUACCCUGAUCCACGAAGCGUACGGAGACGACGAGAGUACGGCCAUGUUGACCCAGGAGCUGCUCGUCUAUCUGGCCAUGUUUAUCCGGACGGAGCCCCAACUGUUCCACGAAAUGCUUCGCCUCCGGGUCGGUCUCAUCAUCCAGGUGAUGGCCAAGGAGCUGUCCCGGACGUUGAACUGCGACGGCGAGCAGGCGUCGGAACACUUGCUGAAUCUGAGCCCGUUCGAGAUGAAGAAUCUGCUGCAUCACAUCCUCAGCGGCAAGGAGUUUGCCAUCAACAGUGUCGCGCGCGGUAACAUUUCGAUCGUGAGCUGCAAAUCGAGCCGCGUCAGCAAGAAGAGCCAGAUCGGGCUCGGCAAGCCGGAACCGGACGAGGCGGAAAGUUCGAUGAUCGACGACCGCCAGGGGCAGUGGCUGCGCCGGCGGCGGUUGGACGGAGCGCUGAACCGGGUGCCGAGGGACUUUUACCCGCGCGUUUGGACCGUGCUGGAACGCUGCCAGGGGCUGGCCAUCGAAGGGCGCGUCCUGCCGCAGAGUUUGACCCAGGAGAUGACGCCGAACGAGCUGAAGUUUGCACUGGAGGUCGAGACCGCCCUCAACACCAUCCCCCAGCCCGAGUACCGCCAGCUGGUCGUCGAAGCCCUGAUGGUUCUCACCCUCGUAACGGAGCACAACAUUAUCGCAUCGCUCGGUGACAUCAUCUACGUCGAGCAUCUCGUCCACAAGGCGAACCAGCUCUUCCUCGAGGAUCAGCGCAAAGUCAAGGGCGACGCGAUGCUGUGCUGCGCCAAGAACAAGGACAUCCGCGAGACGACGACCGCCGGGCUGUUGCUGUGCGGUGGAGCGGCCUACAUCUGCCAGCAUCUGUACGAUUCGGCACCGAGCGGCAGCUACGGCACCAUGACGUACAUCGCCAGGGCGGUGGCAUCGGUGCUCGAGGGACUGCCCAAAACCGGCGACAUGGAUUGCACCAUUUGUUAGGAGAGCGCCAUCUAAUUUAGGGAAAGUUGCAUGCGUUUCCUAGAAAUUAGUGGUGCAACCAUAAAUUACACUAAUUGUUAGGUAAAUGUGCUUACCCAAAAACAAAACAUAAAAAAAAACACCACAAAAUGAAUAAUAUCUAACCCAAAAAAACAAAACAAAAAAAAUCUUGCAAGUAGUUAAAAGUGAUUUGUUUUAAUUUUACAAUAGAUAGAUAUUACUCAAAACAUAAUCCAAGUAGCCUUUGAGAAACCCUGAUCGUGAUUUAGUCGUCCACACAACACAAACACACUAACAUGACAAACCCGUAAUCGUUGUUUGUUCUUUUUUUAUAUAAACAUAUUUUUUCAUUAGAAUUUAUAAACACUACGUUAGACUUUCUUGUCACUAUUUUACUAUUCGUUUUGAUUAGUAUUAUUUAGAUCGAAAAACUACCAUUCUCUCUUUUUGGUCUAGUGUUGUUUUGGAUUAAUAGUUUAGAGGACUAUGAAUAAGUUUAAUCUGGCAGUUUACUCACACAAGCAACAAAAAAAAAA
Molecule: messenger RNA, 4551 nt
Organism: Culex quinquefasciatus (southern house mosquito)
Lineage: Eukaryota; Metazoa; Arthropoda; Insecta; Diptera; Culicidae
Product: probable phosphorylase b kinase regulatory subunit alpha
Exons: 12
Coding region: 290-4015 (1241 amino acids)
Biological process (GO): glycogen metabolic process
Cellular component (GO): phosphorylase kinase complex
Molecular function (GO): calmodulin binding
Source: RefSeq, a predicted model, not a curated record